Molecule: messenger RNA, 120 nt
Organism: Caenorhabditis briggsae
Lineage: Eukaryota; Metazoa; Nematoda; Chromadorea; Rhabditida; Rhabditidae
Exons: 2
Coding region: 1-120 (39 amino acids)
Source: RefSeq, a predicted model, not a curated record
AUGACGUCAACCACUGCGAAGUUGUUGGGUGAGUACUUGAGAAUGAGUAUCAGGAAUUUAUCUAAAUACGUUUUCGGAGUUUUUGUAAUCGGAAAAUGGAGUUUCCACUUUAAAAUUUGA